Sclerotinia sclerotiorum 1980 UF-70 is the source of this 702-nucleotide messenger RNA. RefSeq lists its product with no specific name. Bases 1 to 702 code for a protein of 233 amino acids. The transcript has 7 exons. NCBI's taxonomy places the organism in Eukaryota, Fungi, Ascomycota, Leotiomycetes, Helotiales, Sclerotiniaceae. The record is from RefSeq and is a predicted model, not a curated record.
AUGGCUCAUGAUCAAGAUCCAGGCUAUGUACUCGCCGCAGGCUCAUUAAUGGUCAUUGGUUGUUCAUUGGUCUUGAUUAUUGGUGUGGACAAGAAAGUUCUCGCAUACCCUACACCAGCACCGAAAGAUCUUCAAGACCCUGACGAUGAGCACAGUGUUAAUUUCACGACUGUGGAAAAGAUGUCGACUAGUAGAAAGUUCGCGGUGCUGGCUGUAUUCGGAUUAGGUGCGGUUGCUCUCGUAGCAUCCAUCAUUCGGCUGGCUUUGUUUGUCAAUAUCACUGGAAUUGCAUCCGGAAAGAUUAAAGAUCCUAAUGCCGAUAACGAUUUACUUACCACACGUUCUCUAUUUUGGUCAAUGUUAGAGUCGGGACUUGCACUUAUAGCAUGCUGCUUGCCCUCUUUGAACUACUUAGCUGGGCUGCCUCCAUUCCGUUCAGUUAUUGACAGUUUUCGAAACAUUACUAGCAUCCGGUCUUCAUCUGAACAUUAUAAAAUGAGCCAGGGAAAUGAUAAUUCCCAACUCAAAGCUGAAGACCAAUCAUUGGCUUCGCGAAAAGCCCUAGUACCUGAGUCUGCUGAUUCUGCUGAGAUCGAGACAUACGCCAUGGGUGAUGUACCAAAGAUUAAUCACGGGAGAAGGGCUGGGAAAGACGGGAUCUGGGUGGAUAAAGUAGUAGAGCAGGAGAACUAUAUCGUGUAG